CCCCUUGAGUCCCACGACCGAAGAUUUUUCCAACAGAACUCUUGCGGUUAUGUCCAGGACCUGUCUUCUCUUCACUUCACCGCAUACUUGCCCAGGGUGGAGAGGGAACACGAUGAAGGACUGGCCUAUCCUCCGCACCAUUCCCCUCAGCCAUCAUACGCGACAUUGCAGACUGUCGCGGAAACUGAGCAUCAGCACGUCGAGAUGGGUCCCGACAGACGGCCGUGGGUCGAGCCGUUGCCACCUCCCUCCUCCGCCUCCAUCUCCGCCCCGCCGCCAAGGAACAGGAAGUCCCUAGCGAUGUGUUUUACAAGUACUGGAGCCGCCUUAUCGCUGCCGCCCAAGAAGAAGGACAUCUACAGACCAUAUUCUUUAGAUGACAGACCUGUUAAGACGCAGGAGCCGGCAUCGAUCCGGCGUCCUGCAGAGGAAGAUCUCACUGCAGCGCACGCAAUUCUGGAUCUCAGUGCGUCGACGGCUGCUAACAUCACCGUCCAGUCCGAGCCGAACCAACAACAUGAAGAGCAGAAACGUGUGGUAGCUCCCAUAUUCAGGCUAGGCAGCCAACCCACUGGGAAGACAGUGGCAUACACAUACGAGGCGUUCUUUGUGAGUGAUGGACGAUCAAAGAGGAAAUCCCUGAGUUCAACAGGAAUAUCAGCUUUGCCAGAGAUCACUUCAGAGAGAGCAACAGAGAAUCGAACCCGGUAUACAUGCACGGAAUGCGGGAAACAGUAUGCGACAUCGUCCAACUUGUCACGCCAUAAACAGACGCACCGAAGCCUUGAUUCUCAGUCCGCCAAGAAGUGUGUCACGUGCGGGAAAGCAUACGUGAGCAUGCCCGCGCUGGCCAUGCACCUCUUGACGCAUAAGUUGUCUCACGCGUGCGGUGUGUGCGGUAAGCUGUUCUCACGGCCCUGGCUCCUACAGGGACAUCUCCGCUCGCACACGGGCGAGAAGCCGUUCGGAUGUGCUCACUGCGGCAAGGCAUUCGCUGACCGUUCCAACCUGCGCGCGCAUAUGCAGACACAUUCUGCCGACAAGAACUUCACAUGUACGCGCUGCCAUAAGUCUUUCGCACUCAAGUCUUACCUCAACAAGCACCUCGAGUCCGCGUGCUUCAAGGACGGCCCCACCAAUAUCCCAGCACCUGACGAGGCUUCGUCGCCUGGAAUGGCAGCAACUUGCCCAUCUCUCUCCCCACCUCCUGAAACGUCACAUCUCCUGACGCCUUCCCCCGCACCUCUAAACAUCAGCUAUUCCUGUUGAAAUAAUAUGAUAUAAAAACUACGUCCACCCAAUGUUUAAAGUUCUGUUUCCAAAAGCCACUAUAUCCCCACGGAUCCACCUAUGGUACUGUAUCACAGAUGCCGGUAUGCGGGUGAUGUGAUUUCCCGGAUUCGUGGGAAAAUUUAUGUGACGUGGAGAAUUAAUCCUUUUGACAUGUAUGAUCUUUCUAGAUUACACGUUUUGUAACAAAAAAAGUCUAGAUAAGGAAACAAGAGAGAAGAUAUUUAUCUAAUGUUAAAUAUAUUAGAAAUAGACUACUUAUCUAAUCAGUACCUUACGUUCAUAUUUAUAAAGGAACACACGAGCACUCCAGUGUACACUUGUGAAUGCUAUAGUUUGCGAUGCACCGGAAUACAGAUACACCCUCCUUACAAGUCACAAGCACAAUUUUAUUUUAUGCAUCUGGGCACAAUCUUUUAAACGGAAACGCUAUAGAUAAUAAGUGUAGUAACUUAAAGUAAAUAAAUACAUUAAACAAAUCGGAAAUUCAAAUAAAUCUUUUUUUUAUAUUAAGUAAUUAAUCAUUUGAGUUCUAAAAAUGAAUAUUAAUUUUGGAAAUAUGACUCAUGACCUUUUAAAAUUACUUGAAGUGCAUUACAACCGUAUUACACCAAGUACAGAAGAACACGGCAUGUGUGUCACCCCUCUGCAGUCGUAUAGACGUAAUGGGUUUUAAUUAAGCUUAAUUAAUUUCAUGAAUUUCUUGGAUCGAUAUAAAUUAUCGUCUACUUAACCCUCAGUUCAAUCAAGUAUAUGAUAUAUAGCUAUUAUUCCACAUUCGCUUUCCAUCGAGUUACAUGUAUCAUUUUUGGUGUAACCUUAUAUUACUGCGUGCAUAAUACGAUAAACUAGCAUAUUCAUUAAUCCCUAAAUUUCAUCUGACUGGCCAAAACCGACAAUAGCAGAAAUUGCGUUUCAUUUUUGUGUCGGAUUUGCCUUAUAAUUAUGAUAUUUUAAUAUUGAAUUGUGAUGUGUUCAAAUGAAUAAACCCGAAAGCAGUCAUCUGUCGGGGUCAGUCAUACUUUAGAAAUAUCACUUUCCAGCCCAAUAUUGAACUCAAUCGGACUAUUUUGAAGUUUAGGAAUAUUAAACUUGGCUUGAUUACGUGCCGUAUAUCAAGAUGUAAGGUAACAAAUGGUAAUAUUACUGUAACUCUAUGGAAUUAUUUUUUUGAAGAAUGACUACUUUAUCAUAAAUUUCUUAUUUUACUGCAACUUUAAGGAACUUAAAUAUUUUGAGAAACAGAUAUUUGCUCGCAAACUGAAAUGUCUGACGGAACACAUCAAUCUUAAAAGUAUUGAGGUGAACUCCAUUAUCCACGAGACUGAAUUCAGCCAUCGGUGUUGAAGUUACUAAUAAUUAAUAAUAUGAAAUAUAUAAGUCAUAAAUUCUCUUCAUCCGUCACAGAUACUUUUAGCUCAAACAGUUCUUAAUAAUAUGAGUAAACAGUGGUAAAGAAAACACGUACUCUUUUCUGUGAAACUAAAUUUAACAUAGUUACUAUAGGAUUCUGAUGAUGGUGUAUAACACAUAUAGAUAUUGGGUUUUCGGA
This is a messenger RNA of Cryptotermes secundus, 2842 nucleotides long. RefSeq names its product transcriptional repressor scratch 1. The transcript is spliced from 2 exons. Gene Ontology annotation, biological process: regulation of DNA-templated transcription. NCBI's taxonomy places the organism in Eukaryota, Metazoa, Arthropoda, Insecta, Blattodea, Kalotermitidae. Gene Ontology annotation, molecular function: DNA-binding transcription factor activity, RNA polymerase II-specific; RNA polymerase II cis-regulatory region sequence-specific DNA binding. The annotation marks the transcript as partial. The record is from RefSeq and is a predicted model, not a curated record.